Molecule: messenger RNA, 6646 nt
Organism: Megalobrama amblycephala (Wuchang bream)
Lineage: Eukaryota; Metazoa; Chordata; Actinopteri; Cypriniformes; Xenocyprididae
Product: tripartite motif-containing protein 16-like
Exons: 6
Coding region: 188-1822 (544 amino acids)
Molecular function (GO): protein binding; zinc ion binding
Source: RefSeq, a predicted model, not a curated record
UAAACACAGCAGGAAAGUGACUCUCCUUGACCAGGAAAGAGGAAGCUGCUUUACAGGCGCAUCUGUUUUCCACACGCCACUCAAACACAGAAGCAGGAAACUAUUUCAACUCCUCAGUACAGGGAAACAGAAACUAAGUACUGUUGAGCUGUUGAGUGUUUGUGUCUCUCUGUAUUCAUGCAGUAAAAUGGCAGAAGCCAGAAUUUCAGUCGAUGAGAAUGAGUUCACAUGUCCAGUGUGUCUGGAUCUCCUGAAGGAUCCAGUGACCAUUACCUGCGGACACAGUUACUGUAAGAGCUGUAUUACAGGGUUCUGGGAUCAGGAGGAUGAGAAGAGAGUCUACAGCUGUCCUCAAUGCAGACAGACCUUCAGUCCAAGACCUGCUUUAGGUAAGAACACUAUUCUGGCUGAAAUGGUGGAGAAACUGAAGAAGAUUAAUUUUACUGCUGACUGUUACGCUGGAGCUGGAGACGUGCAGUGUGACGUCUGUACUGGAAGAAAAUACAAAGCCGUUAAGUCCUGUCUGGUGUGUCAGGAAUCUUACUGUCAAACUCAUUUUGACCGUCAUGAGGAAUAUCACUCUCGUAAGCCACACAAAGUGAUCGAUGCCACCGGACGACUGCAGGACAUGAUCUGCCGUAAACAUGAUAAAGAGCUAGAAAUGUACUGUAUCACUGAUCAACAAUGCAUCUGUGUGCGGUGUAAGGAGUAUGAACAUAAAAACCACAACACUGUAUCAACUGCAGCACAGAGGACAGAGAAACAGAAACAGCUGAAGGAGACGCAGAUGAAGAUCCAUCAGAGAAUCCAGCAGAGACAGAAAGAUCUUCAGCAGCUGAGAGAGGCUGUGAAGUCUCAUAAGCGCUCUGCACAGACAGCAGUGGAGGACAGUGAGAAGAUCUUUACUGAGCUCAUCCGCUCCAUUGAGAGAAGCCGCUCUGAGGUCACACAGCUGAUCAGAGAUCAGGAAAAGGCUGCAGUGAGUCGAGCUGAAGGACGACUGGCGCGACUGGAGCAGGAGAUCAAUGAUCUGAGGAGGAGAGACGCUGAGCUGGAGCAGCUUUCACACACACAUGAUCACAUCCAUUUCCUGCAGAGUUUCCAAUCUCUCUCAGCACCUCCUGAAUCUACAGACAAACCUGACGAUCCCUUCAGUUCUCUCUUCUCUUUUGAUGGCAUAAGAGAAUCUGUCUGUCAGCUGAGAGACAAACUGGAGGAUUUGUGCAAAGAGGAGAUCAAGAAUAUCUCUGACAGAGUCACAUUCACCAACAUGAAUCCCAAGACCAGGAACGACUUCCUACAGUAUUCCCAUCAGCUCUCUCUGGAUCUGAACACAGUGAAUGAAAACCUCUGUCUGUUUGAGAGAAACAGAGUGAUUACUGUCACUGACACAGUCCAGUCGUAUCCUGAUCAUACAGACAGAUUUGAUAUGUAUCGUCAGGUGUUGUGUAAAGAGAGUGUGAAUGGACGCUGUUACUGGGAGAUUGAGUGGAGUGGAGAUUAUGUGAGUAUAUCAGUGUCAUAUAAGAGCAUCAGCAGGAAGGGAUGGGGUAAAGAGUGUGCGUUUGGACUUAAUGAUCAGUCCUGGAGUUUAUUCUGCUCUUCCUCCAGAUUCUCAUUCAUACACAAUAAGAUAGAGACUGCUCUCCCUGCAGCGCCCAUCAGUGGUAGAAUAGGAGUGUAUGUGGAUCACAGUGCAGGAACUCUGUCCUUCUACAGCGUCUCUGACACAAUGAGCCUCAUCCACACAGUCCAGACCACAUUCACUCAGCCGCUCUAUCCUGGGUUUUAUGUUUGGUCUGGAUCAGUGAAACUGUGUUGAUGUUUCAGAACAGAUUGUAACAGUGAGUUGAUACAGAGUCUCUUAUUUCCUCUUCAUUACAUUAAUACAGCUGAACUUCUUUAAAGUGAAACAACAGAAUAAAUUUUUGGAUUAAAUCCUCAUAGAGACAGUAGUGUGUGUGUGUGUGUAUGUGUGUGUGUGUGUGUGUGUGUGUGUGUGUGCGGGUUUUUGUGACAUAUCAGGACACAAAUUUGUAUAAUGACAUGGGUAUGACAUAGGUAUUACAAGGAGAAGGUGACUUAUGAGGACAUUACCCUUCUCUUAGACUAAAUAAAUUGCCUUGCCUUGAGGUUCACAACUUUAACUAACUAGCAGCAAUUUAGUAUAUCAUACAAUACUUGCAUUAGGCCUCAGCUUUUCAAGAGCGUCUGGAUAUACUGUUGCAGUAGAAAGUCCUGUGAGUUCAGUCCGAUGACAAACUUGCAUGGUUAGUUUGACUCUUAGUGGGGAAAGAGUAAUUUUCUCUCCCAGCUUGAGGGCUGGGUGGUCUCACGUGCCAGCAAUCAGUAGUAUAGCAGGGACAAACAGAAGAACCAGAAGACAGCGUGAGUUUUCUGCUGGUAUUUAACUUCUACAGAAAGUUUAUACCCCUGAGUCUUGGCUUGAACUAUGAGAAAUGUCCAAUUCUCUAGCGGGAGAUUUUCUUUGUUUGAGAGCAACCUCAUUUGUCUGAGGGGUGUGGCUAUGAAGUUUGUGUCCAUUUAUAUUCUGAUAAAUAUAAACAUACAAUACAUUCUAUGAAAAGUGUGAGUUAAAUGAGCAUUAAUUUGAUAGGAGACAUGAGGUAUGCAGGGUUACCUUAACUAAUAGUAUACUCAUAAGAUUUUCAUAAAGCAAAAUACAAUGCAAGAGACACUUCACAAGACAGUUAUUAUUAUACACACAAUGUCCUUGGAUGCAUGUUCAUUUAUAGAACAGUUUGUCUAUAAAUUAAUGCAAGUCUGUUCCAAGGGCUAUGGCCUCUGCUUUUUGGCUGCAUAGUUCAGGGGUCAAUAAAUUAAGCCUCAUCAGAUGGUGUCCAUGGUAACUGAGACCCUUCUUGUCCUAGUUGGGGUAGGAUGUGGUUCCAUAAACCACAGAAUGAGUUUCAAGGAUUAUUUGUUAAAUAUAACAAGUAAUUGUGUCUGAUUGGUCCAAAUGCUUCAGCCGAUACAAUACUUCUAAUCUGAACUUAUACAUUUUAAAAUUUCUUAAAUUAUUGAAUUAAAUUAAAAUUAAAUUAAAAUUAUAACCAUAAUUGAUAACCAUAAUUACACAUGGUUAAAAUGUUUACUUGUAGUGGUAAUUAUGGAAAUCUACAAAUACUAUAGGUCUAGCUGAACCAUGUUCACUGUAGUAAUGGUUCAUUUUCAUAUGGGACUGCCAGUGAUAGGCUGUUACACCCAUAAAAUGCAACCUUUGUACUCUGACAGUGUAUCAACAUUAGUUACAGAAUAGAACAUCAACAAUCAAUGCUCAAUUUAAAUAAAUGUAAUUGCACAAAUUAUGUAGGCUACUAUUUAAUUUCUUGGUUUCUUGUGAAAUAACUCAAACAUAUUAUGUUUUUCUGUCUUCUGUUAAUCAUUGUUCUGGGCUGCGUUUCCCAAAAGCAUCAAUGGUUUCUUACGAUACUACCGACAGCCCUGUUUGAAUGUAGUGUCGGCAGUGAGUGAACGCUCUCUGUGAUUGAUUGGUUCUGACUUGCAGCAUUUGCACGUGUUCAGAUAAGCAGGAAAAUAGUUCUACUGCACAAUUAUUCGCUAACAUAGAUUAUUUGUCCAAUUCAAUGCAUAUACUUGUAAAAAAGUAUGAACCACCCUCAUUGAGCAAAGGUUCUUCUGUGCCAGUAGGAAAAAAAUGUUUCGCCAGUCUGUGCAGAGGGUGAGACAUGAGAUGUCCUUGGUGGUUUAUAAAGGCAACCACCAUCCUGAUGUCUGAGGACAUGAUGACCCCUGAGUUCCGGCUGGCCAGAAUCACCGCCAUCAUUUCUAGAUGGUUGAUGUGCCAAUCCAACAUGGGGGCCACCCAUGAGCUGAAGGCUAUUCUGCUGUCACACAGGGUGCCCCAGUCCAUCUUGUCGUAGUUUAUGAGUAUAAAUGUAAGACGUUUCUUAGCCUAUUUACAGGAUAAAGAAAUGACAGUAAGAGGUGAUUGUGUCCAGAGUGAAUGUGUGUGUUCCUGCAAAACAUUUAUCUUGCCUGUUGGUUAACACUGAGUUUGUUUUUCUUUAUUAUCUUUAUUACUAUAUUACAGCCCUGUUUGAAUGUAGUGACGGCAGUGAGUGAACGCUCUCUGUGAUUGAUUGGUUCUGACUUGCAGCAUUUGCACGUGUUCAGAUAAGCAGGAAAAUAGUUCAAGGCUGUGAUCUGCUGAAUUUCAAACAAUGCUGUAACUUCUUACUUUCCUGUAUUCUGCUUCAGCUCUCUCUUUCCCUUGGUAAACUGUAUGCAUGUACUGUAUGUGUGUGAAUGUUAGAGUAGUUUAAGUGUUUAGUCUAGUUAAUAAAGUCUUGUUCAUGUCACACAUAAAGUUGUCCUUGUUUCAUGCUCUCAUACUGGAGUCCCUAAUUAUGCAGAUUUUGACUACAUGCUCUGAGUAGUACUGUACAAUAAGAAUGUUAUUUCCCAUAACCCAGAAAUGAGCAUUUCUUAGAAUUAAUAAACAGUUAACCAAGUGUUCAGUGGAAAUAGGUUAAUUGAUUGUAAUAUUAAUUUUACUAUAUUAGGUUGAUUCUAUUAACUGAUCCUAAUAUUUAUAAUUAAUUUUAAAUAAUAUUUAAAAUUAAUGUUGAGCUAAUUUGCUACAACAGGCAAAUUUCCCUGUUAAGCCUAAUACUGAGACAAGAGACUAUAUCAGAAUGACAAGGUAAAAUCAUUAGUCCUUGUAGCCACUAAUGAGAUGAUGCUUCACAACAAAGAGAGACUUAAAGAGAUGCAUUUUAAUAUUAAGACAUAAGGUUUAUUGUUACUCACGUAACCCUGGUUCACUUUCAAUUCGGUUCACUCGCAUUGCAUCAAUUUGCUGAUGCUUAUGGGGGAAACUCCAUUUUCUCAGAAUCUUGAAGCCUGAUUGGUUCUCGUCUGUGCCGCUGCACAGACAAAUGGCAUUUCAGCAUGCCAUAAAGGGUGGAGUUGACUGCAUAUAUAAGUCAUGCAGAAAUGCCAUAUCGUCAGCAUCUUUCAGCUGAGGAGUGGCUAGCUCCUAGUAGUACAGCAAGCUAUGCAAUGCUUGUUUCCGUUAUCUCAGGAAACCAAGGUUACGUGAGUAACCAUAAACAUUCCCUUUCGAUACGGUUCACUCGCAUUGUGUCAGUUUGCUGACACUUAUGGGGAACUUAAUCCAAUAGUGCUGGGAUACAAUCACAGAAUGGAAGCCGUUCUGAAAAACUUAAUGACCAGGUCAUGUUUCCCAAUCAAUUGGCCGGCCAUCUGGGCAUGAUUAGCAGUGAUGGCUGCCACAUACACCUUGAGCAUGAAAGGGGUGUGCCCACCAUCCAGCAUUUCCUGCAGAAACUUGAGAACUGGCACAAUCUCACAUUCAGUAGAGUUUUGUUUCUGAGCUAAGUACCAGCUUGACAAUAAUAGACCAUUUCUGGGAGUAAAGGCAUCUUGUAGAAGGGGCUCUCACCUCUGAGAUCAUUCUCAUGACCCCCUGGGGAAGGCCUGGUGGCUCCCUUCAAGGGGCCAAACAUGCAGUUUCCACAACUCUGGUUGUGGGCCCCAAAUUGUGCAAACAGUGCAUCUAUUUCCUACAAGAAAAGUAUAUCUGGCAGUGGGAGUUCCGUUGUGAAGAGAUCCACAUCCGACUGACCGAAUGCGCGCCAUAUCACGUUGACCGCCUGGGGGUGGAGUCUCCAUUCACCUGGUGGCUGUCCGCCACACGACAGCAUGUCUGCUCCUACGUUUGAGGAGCCCGGCAUAUGAACCACCCUCAUUGAGCGGAGGUUCUUCUGUGCCAGUAGGAAAAAAAUUUUCGCCAGUCUGUGCAGAGGGUGAGACAUGAGAUGUCCUUGGUGGUUUAUAAAGGCAACCACCAUCCUGAUGUCUGAGGACAUGAUGACCCCUGAGUUCCGGCUGGCCAGAAUCACCGCCAUCAUUUCUAGAUGGUUGAUGUGCCAAUCCAACAUGGGGGCCACCCAUGAGCUGAAGGCUAUUCUGCUGUCACACAGGGUGCCCCAGUCCAUCUUGUCGUAGUUUAUGAGUAUAAAUGUAAGACGUUUCUUAGCCUAUUUACAGGAUAAAGAAAUGACAGUAAGAGGUGAUUGUGUCCAGAGUGAAUGUGUGUGUUCCUGCAAAACAUUUAUCUUGCCUGUUGGUUAACACUGAGUUUGUUUUUCUUUAUUAUCUUUAUUACUAUCUUCAUUGUUAAUGUAGAGUAGAGAUUUAAACUACAUUCACUAGUGCUUUACAAAGUUAUUAGACAUCUGAAACCAAAUGUAUGGUUUGUGCCACAGGUCAGGGCAGCCUAAACUAUCAGUAUUGGUGCUUAGUCAUUUUGUAUUUUUGUACAUCGUUUCUGUAAUGGUUAAUCCACCAAUAUGUGUAAACUCUUUAGUUACAGCAGUAUUUCUUAAGUCACAAAAUAAUUACUUAUUAACUUAAGUUAUUUAUGAAUUUUUGAGUUUAUUGUUUUACAAGAAAGGCAGAAAAAAAGUAACACUUUAUAGUUGAUGUUUUUUUUUUUCAGAUGCCCAAUUGCAGUCAAUAAGAACAGACUGUUAAGUUUUUUGGGGGGGAUAUUAUGUGUGAAUAUUAUUUAGAAACUAUUUAGUUGUUUCAGUUUGUUAUUUUCCUAAUAAAUGGCAAUACCAUUUUUAGUUUUAAA